Mus caroli (Ryukyu mouse) is the source of this 2294-nucleotide messenger RNA. It is a transcript of the gene Edem1, whose product is annotated as ER degradation enhancing alpha-mannosidase like protein 1. The record is from RefSeq and is a predicted model, not a curated record. Gene Ontology annotation, biological process: endoplasmic reticulum mannose trimming; mannose trimming involved in glycoprotein ERAD pathway; carbohydrate metabolic process. Gene Ontology annotation, molecular function: calcium ion binding; mannosyl-oligosaccharide 1,2-alpha-mannosidase activity. Lineage: Eukaryota; Metazoa; Chordata; Mammalia; Rodentia; Muridae. Gene Ontology annotation, cellular component: membrane.
CUGGUGCGUCACGAGGGAGUUCCUUAAAGGGGAAGUGAGCGGGCUCCCGGCGGACGCGCGGGGAGGCGGUCGGCUGGGGACGCGCCCGGCGCUUCAAAAUAAUGCCCGCGGCGGACGCGCGACCAUGCAAUGGCGAGCGCUCGUCCUGGGGCUGGUGCUGCUGCGCCUCGGCCUCCAUGCGGUGCUCUGGUUGGUCUUCGGGCUGGGGCCCAGCAUGGGCUUCUACCAGCGGUUUCCGCUCAGCUUCGGCUUCCAGCGCUUGAGGGACCCGGACGGCUCGGGACCAGUUGGUCCGCCCGGAGGCCCGGCCUGGCUUCAUCGGCCAAGACGCGGGACGGAGGGGCGGCUUGAGACCCCACCAGAGACCGGACCGACCCCGGGACCGGGCGUGUGCGGCCCGGCGCACUGGGGCUAUGCCCUGGGCGGCGGUGGCUGCGGCCCGGACGAAUACGAGCGGCGCUACAGCGGCGCCUUCCCGCCGCAGCUGCGUGCCCAGAUGCGCGACCUGGCGCGGGGCAUGUUCGUCUUCGGCUAUGACAACUACAUGGCGCACGCCUUUCCGCAGGACGAGCUCAACCCCAUCUACUGCCGCGGCCGGGGGCCUGACCGCGGAGACCCUUCCAAUCUGAACAUCAAUGAUGUCCUAGGGAAUUACUCUCUGACUCUGGUUGAUGCCCUGGAUACACUGGCAAUAAUGGGAAAUUCAUCCGAGUUCCAGAAGGCAGUCAAGUUAGUGAUCAACACUGUUUCAUUUGACAAGGAUUCCACAGUCCAGGUCUUCGAAGCUACGAUAAGGGUUCUGGGAAGCCUCCUUUCUGCUCACAGAAUAAUAACUGACUCCAAACAGCCCUUUGGUGACAUGACAAUUGAAGAUUAUGAUAAUGAAUUGUUGUACAUGGCCCAUGACUUGGCUGUGCGGCUCCUUCCAGCCUUUGAAAACACCAAGACAGGGAUCCCCUAUCCUCGGGUGAAUCUGAAGACAGGUGUUCCUCCUGACAGCAAUAAUGAGACCUGCACAGCGGGGGCCGGUUCUCUCCUGGUGGAAUUUGGGAUUCUGAGCCGGCUGCUGGGGGAUUCCACUUUUGAGUGGGUUGCCAGACGAGCUGUGAAAGCCCUCUGGAACCUGCGGAGCAACGAUACAGGAUUACUAGGCAAUGUUGUGAACAUCCAGACAGGCCAUUGGGUUGGAAAGCAGAGUGGCUUGGGUGCUGGGCUGGAUUCCUUCUAUGAGUACCUCUUGAAAUCUUACAUUCUUUUUGGAGAAAAAGAAGAUCUAGAGAUGUUUAAUGCUGCGUAUCAGAGCAUCCAGAGCUACCUGCGAAGAGGCCGGGAAGCCUGCAACGAAGGAGAAGGAGACCCACCGCUCUACGUCAACGUGAACAUGUUCAGUGGGCAGCUCAUGAACACCUGGAUUGACUCGCUGCAGGCUUUCUUCCCUGGGCUGCAGGUUCUGAUAGGGGAUGUGGAAGAUGCCAUCUGCCUACAUGCCUUCUACUAUGCCAUAUGGAAGCGGUACGGGGCCCUCCCUGAGCGCUAUAACUGGCAACUCCAAGCCCCUGAUGUUCUCUUCUACCCUCUGAGACCAGAGCUAGUGGAGUCUACAUAUCUCCUGUACCAGGCAACCAAGAAUCCCUUCUACCUCCACGUAGGAAUGGACAUUCUGCAGAGUCUUGAAAAAUACACAAAAGUCAAAUGUGGAUAUGCUACGCUGCAUCACGUCAUAGACAAGUCUAAAGAAGACCGGAUGGAAAGCUUCUUUCUCAGCGAGACUUGCAAGUACUUGUAUCUGCUAUUUGAUGAAGAGAAUCCAGUACACAAAUCUGGAACCAGAUACAUGUUUACAACUGAGGGCCACAUCAUAUCUGUGGACAAACGUCUUCGGGAAUUGCCUUGGAAGGAAUUCUUCUCUGAAGAUGGGGAGCGGGACCAAGAGGAAAAGUUUGUACACAGACCUAAGUCUCAGGAGCUCAGAGUCAUUAACUCCAGUUCUAAUUGCAAUCGUGUUCCUGAUGAGAGGAGAUACUCCCUGCCCUUAAAGAGCAUCUACAUGCGCCAGAUCGACCAGAUGGUUGGCUUGAUUUGACCUGCUCACUUCAAUGUGGCCAGAACUUAAACCAAACCCAAGCGUACCAAAAUCUCCUCUGAGGUGGAAGCGGUGGAGUCUGUCCAUCUGUGAUGCUGUCGAAGUUUCUGUCCAGCUCUUACUCACCUCUGGUUGAAUCUUGCACUUAGUGCUUUUUAGUGUUUCCCUUCUGUUUAAUAAAAGACUCUAUUUUUUCUGAAGGAUAAACUUA